This is a messenger RNA of Haliotis rubra (blacklip abalone), 597 nucleotides long. RefSeq lists its product as uncharacterized. The transcript is spliced from 2 exons. NCBI's taxonomy places the organism in Eukaryota, Metazoa, Mollusca, Gastropoda, Lepetellida, Haliotidae. The record is from RefSeq and is a predicted model, not a curated record. Bases 68 to 592 code for a protein of 174 amino acids.
CUAUUGUUGCCCAUAUGCGCAUGGAAACAAGCCGCGUGUACAACAGCGCCAAUAACUAUCAUCUAAAAUGGGAUGUAAGCAAACUAAGGUUACACCACUGAAGCAAACAUCUCCCGAGGAGGCUCUGACGGGCAAGAUCAACUGCCCUCACGAACUGUACUACGCCAAGAGUCAGGUGACACCGUCCACGCCCCGUCUGUCAGGGGACGAGAUUCUCCAGCAGCUCAGAGAGGAGGGACUGGUCCCUGUCCACCAGACAAGCGGAGGAGUGGCCUUCUCUGUGCCCGCCACCGAGUGUGUUGGUUCCCGCGGCAAACCACCCCGACGUCUGGAGCAAAUCCCAGUGCGAUGCUUCUACACAGCAGAGAGGAGGAGACAGAAGGCUGACGCUUUCAGAUUUAACAAACUAGUUGAUCAAGUUCAGAGGAAACAGUUGGACAGAGAAAUAAAGCACAAAGCUGCGAAAGACGAGAAGAAACGUCGCCUGUUCUUGAAGAAAAUGAGGGCGGAGCAUCAGCUCCAGAUGAGGGAGGAGAAACUAAAGAAUCUGGACGAAGAUCGGGCGGAGAAGAAGAAGUCAUGCAAGAAAUAGAUGAA